This is a messenger RNA of Linum trigynum, 934 nucleotides long. Lineage: Eukaryota; Viridiplantae; Streptophyta; Magnoliopsida; Malpighiales; Linaceae. The record is from the annotation of a GenBank genome assembly.
AGCAAACCACAUUCAAUCCUUUUCUGCCUCUCUAACUUCUCAUAUCUUCUCACAUCUUCUCGAGUCACUGAAACAGAGAACCCCAGAAAGGGAAGCAACAUGUCGACCACAAUUGACAUCACAGAGGAAACCAGCGCGGUUGCAAAGGGCAAGGCACCACUCAUCGCCACAACCACUUACAGCGACGGUUCCAAGGGGAACAUCAAAACCAAGGGCGCCGCCGCCGCCACCGCGGCCACAGGGUACAAGAAGGGGAUCGCCAUUUUCGACUUCCUCCUCAGGCUAGGCGCCAUAGUUGCAGCUCUCGCCGCCGCCGGCACCAUGGGCAGCAGCGAGCAGACGCUCCCUUUCUUCACUCAGUUCUUCCAGUUCCGAGCUAGCUACGACGACCUCCCCACUUUUCAGUUCUUUGUGAUUGCAAUGUCAAUCGUGGGAGGCUACUUGGUGCUUUCCCUGCCCUUCUCAAUCGUCCUCAUCAUCCGACCAUCAGCGGUCGCGCCCAAGAUGCUCCUCGUCGCCCUCGACAUCGUGGCUCUGACUCUGAACACGGCGGCAGGAGGGGCAGCGGCGGCGGUAGUCUACUUGGCACACAACGGCAACUCGAGCGCUAACUGGCUGGCUAUUUGCCAGCAGUUCGGCGACUUCUGCCAGAAAGUUAGCGGCGCUGUCGUGGCUUCCUUCAUCUCCGCUGUGGCGUUGGUGUUCUUGGUCGUCCUCUCUGGUUUCGCCCUGCGAAGGCAUUAAUAUAUACAAAAGAAAGAAGGGUGCUCAUACAAUAUGUGAUCCCUACCUUAAUUCUUCCAUUUUAAUUUUUAAUAUUUUCGAUUUCACUGUACUUUUGUUAAUUGUCCAUCUGAUUUUCGGGCUUAUUGUUGAGAAACUUGUAAUCUUGUGUUGAAUUACGAAAGCAUUGGAAUGAAAAAUCUGAUUCUGA